This is a messenger RNA of Humulus lupulus (European hop), 1047 nucleotides long. RefSeq lists its product as uncharacterized. The transcript has a single exon. Lineage: Eukaryota; Viridiplantae; Streptophyta; Magnoliopsida; Rosales; Cannabaceae. Bases 1 to 1047 code for a protein of 348 amino acids. The record is from RefSeq and is a predicted model, not a curated record.
AUGUCACGAACAAGAAACAGACCUCAACAGGAGCAACCUUCCUCCUCCAUAGAUUCCGACAUGCUGCCUCCCUCUCAGGCACCGACUACUACUGGACAGAGGACCAAUUUGGCUGCUUCUGACCCUCCUCUGCGUGAUCGACCUGCUCAAGAAGAUGCCAACAAUCCCUACUUCAUGGGCACUAGAGACCACCCAGGUCUGAUCUUAGUUUCUCCACCUCUCACGGACACCAACUUUCAACAGUGGGCUCGUGUCUUUAAGCUCUCCGUGGGUGCGAAGAAUAAAACUGGCUUCCUCACUGGAACCAUUCCUCAACCCUCUUUUGAUCACCAUUUGUUUGAUCCCUGGAGCAGAUGUAAUCAAAUGGUUAUGUCUUGGAUUAUUCACUCAGUUUCCCCAGAAAUCAAGAGUAGUAUCAUCUAUCUUGAUUCUGCUGCUGCAAUGUGGACUGAGUUAAACACAAGAUUCAACCAAGGAAAUGGGCCUCGCAUCUUUGAUCUUCGGACAUCCCUCAAAUCGCAUCAUCAAGGAGAUGAUUCUGUUAGCGCCUAUUUCACUAAACUAGAAGCAAUUUGGGAUGAGAUUAAUGAACUCCGACCAAGAACGCCAUGUACUUGUGCUGCUACCACUGAUAGUCUUGAGCUACAGAAUCUUGAGCAAGUUUUGCAAUUUCUUACAAGAUUGAAUAAGUCCUACCAUGCCGUGCGAUCUCAGUUUCUUCUUCUUGAUCCUUUUCCCUCUAUUUCUAAAGUUUUUUCCACCAUUGUGCAAGAAGAAAGACAGAGGAAGAUAAGGCCAUUGGCUACCACCAAUCUCAUUGCUGCCUCUACUUCCAACCCAUCGUCACUUCCGCCAUCAAGAACAAAGAAGAUGAGGCCUACUUGCUCUCACUGUCAAAAGCCGGGACACCUCAAAGAAAAAUGCUACUUCAUCCAUGGUUUUCCCCCUGGAUAUGGCACCAAAAAUGUCAACAAUAAGCCUGCUAUCCAUCAAGCUACUGCCUCUGCUUUAUCUUCUCCUGAACUGGGCAGUCAAGCGGCUAUAUAG